UCCAAUGUAAUCGACGAGUUUACGAUAGAACGCAAUAAUUCUAGUGAAAUUCUAUAAGAAAUGUUUAAAAAUCUAAGAAAAUACAGAAAAGAAUAGAUUUCCUUGAAACAAAUGAAAUUGUGAAAAAUGGGCCUAAAAGUAUGCUUAGGAUUUCGGUUCAACAGACAAGUGCUAGUCUAGAGGAAAUCUCAAACGAAUGAUGUGAGCUGUGUUGGUAAACAAUAGAGUUCAUCGGGUUUAUGUGCGUCUCGUGUGUGUGUGUGUGUCUGAAUGUCAGUAUGUCGCAGAAGUAACAAAGGAGUUGUAAUUGAAAUGAAAUUGAAAUAAAAUAAACAAAAUUACCACAUCAAAUUCCCCUAAGAAAAUAUUUUCGAAAAUUAAAAACCCCGAAAAAUACCAAAAUUACCCUCUCUGACACUUUCUGCAGUAGAACAAACAAAAUAAAGCAAAAAAGAAAAACAAAAACUACUUCAAAAACCACCUCUUGACUUCAUUUCCAAGAAGAUGCAAAAUAGGAAUUUCUUAAUCAUCCCAGACGUCGUCAUCAUCGAUGCCAUCCUGCCACACAUGUGAUGGAUACACGCAGCAAACAGAAACGUCUUGGCCCGGCGCCAAUUGCUUCGUUCGAAAAGUCCUUUGAGGAUCCUUCACCAUUGACUGUAGCAACGAUAGCGGCUCAAAAUGAAAUUGCUGAAUCGGGCAAUAAUGCCGGACUCGGCGACGAGGGCGAAUUGGAAGUAAACCAAGUGAUUGGGAAUAUGGAAUGCAAUGACGAUGCUACUACAGCUGCUUGUGCCAUUGCCAAAGGCCUAAACGUUGCCGGCCAAUGGUAUGAAGAGAUGGAUAUAAAUGAUGGCGGAACAACAUGUAAACAGUCCAUAACAACGAAGCAAACGACAACAGCAAUGGCCACGGCAACGGCAACAUCCAUUAAAAUGACAACAACAGCAGCCACACCAGUCGACGGCCCCCUAACCACAACAACAAUGGCUAAAGGCGGCGGUGGCGGCGGCGGCAAUGGCAAUAGGACAAAAAUACCACCAGCACCACCCACAAGAUCGGCCACCACCACGACCACCACUACAGCCACAAGCAAAGCGUCGAACAACCCAGCCACAAAUACACUGAACCCAACAACACCGCGAAUUGAAUUGAGUCGUGCCUCAUCAUCGUCACAUCACGAGGAAGAUAGUCGCGAUAGUAGUCCUGAAAAUGUCUUUGAACAGGUGGGCACUGGCACCCUACAGGAAUCACUGGAUAUGGGUUUUCGCGAGGAAGGAGCUUUGGAAUUACGCAGCUCAACAGAGGAAUUGUAUUUUAUGGAUCCAAUGCAUAAAACGGAGGAAGAAGCUAAACUGCAACAACUGUUACAGCAGGCCAAGCGUUCAUCACCGCACAUGUUUAAGCUGGAAGAUCAUCAAACCUAUUUACAACAACACCAACGCAAAGAUUCCGCCAGUUCUGAAGUUGCCGCUCUGCUCUGCAUUUCCGGACGUACUAGUCGCAUUUCCAGUGUCGGCAGUCAGGGUUCCGCCGUAAGUCGUCUCUCUGCCGUCUCGGGUGUAUCACGUUCUCCGUCACCACAUCGUAUGCUGUUGGAGACUUCGUUUUGUGGUCCAAAACCAGUUGAGACCGUCAUUGGUGUCAGCAUUGGCUCCGUGGCUGAUCAUCCGGCCACAGCAUUGCUGGAACAGGUGCUAUUGGCACGCAAUCAAGACACCACCCAGGCUAUAUUAGCCGAAGGUAUUCAACUGGAAUCAUCACCCAAGCGGCGACCACCUACAUCCCUGACCAACGGCGAUGCCAAGCUGACGGCCAAAAUCAAAGCCCAAAAUCAACCGGAGACGCGAGAUGUUAACGAAAUCUCCGUGAUGGGCGCCCAACGUUCAUCGACCAAAAGUCCCGGUCAAAUGAUUGUCGGUAAGACUCCCAGUGGUACCGAGUACAUACGCAUUAACCUUAAGCCCGAUCACAUGUACGAUGAUCAGGGCAUUGCGCCCCAUGAAAAAAUAGUAGAUGCCCCCGAUUCGCUAGUCCCCCCGUAUGCUCGUUCUCAAACAAAACCUGCCUCUCUGUGUCUAACACAAAAAUCUAAAGGAGAUAAUCUUUUAACGCCCACAGUGAGUCCCAAGCCUUCGCGUAAAUCCAAGGACCAUGGUAGUCGUUCGCCUUCACCUGCUACCGUAUCGGUUUCCAGGAAAUCCUCGUUCAGUUCGUUAUUCCGUUUCGGCGGCGGUGGCGGCAAGGAUUCGCCCGACUCGCCACGUGAUCGUGCCAGGCCACGCAGCAAGAGUAAAGAACGUGGCCAGACGCCCCAGUCCCAGAACCCCACUCCGAAUAAACAAAAAUCCGUGCUGGCCAUAUUUAAGCCCGGCAAGCGUGGUAGCUCAGCCGGAGCCGAGAGCACCAGGGCAUCCAAAACCUCCUCGCCCGUGGACUCGCAUGAAAUGCAACAACUACAGCCCAGAAGUAAAUCUCAAACACCUGUUGUAUCAGCAGGUGGUUCCCGGCCCAACAGCCGCCUGCGCUACUACGAUGACCCCGUGGAUGGCUAUAUACACAUACCGCUGCAUACGCCACCCGAGGAGAAGGAAGCACGCAAAAUUUUCCAGAACAUUGAAAGCCUUAACAAACCAGUUCCGGUUCCACCGGAACCGCCAAUAAAACCGCCUCCCCAGGCCACGGCCAUUACGAUGAGCGAUCUGCAGGCCGCCGUUAAAAAUCUCAAACCAGUAGGGGCCCGAAAAAACUCGAUUACGGGGGCACAUGUGCCCCCGCCCCCUCCUCCACCGCCACCACCAUCCAAGGUCGCGGUAGCCCAACAGCAAAAGCAACAGCCUCAGCAGCAGCGGACACCGGUUCCACUUAAGCACAUAGAAAAUCUGGAUGCCAUUCACUCCUUGUCUCAGGAUGAUGAAAACAAGGAGCGAAACUGGAGCCUGGAGGUCAAUCGGCACAGUUCUCAGGACUCCCAGGAGACAGUUGGUUCGGGUGAAAGUUAUGCCAGUGCCAUAAGGGUCACCACCCAGAAACCCCAACUGGCCGAAGUUAAGGAGCAUGUGGUGCAGGAAAACGGUGUAGAAGCCGAAAUCCAUCGCCUGCCCUCUGUGGAGAGUACAACUAGUGCGGCCGAAGUGAGGGUAGUGGAAACGAAAGCCACCAUUAACAAUGCCGGCAUGCUUGAAGGUGAUGCCAACACCAAGGAGAGACGCAAGAUUCUCUUCACCACCCGCCUGGGAAGCGGUAGCCAAGAUCAGAUAUUUGCCACCCAGUUCAGCAUAUCCAAGACGGAUAGUGUCUCCAGCCACAUGUCCGAGAAUACGCAAGACACAUUGUCCGCCGAGUCCACCAACGAUAAUUUGCGACGGCAAAACACGGUCAUAAAGAAAUCUCCCGAGGAAGUUAGUGAUGCUGCUCCAGUCCUGAGCCGAAAGGAGUCUUUUACCAUGGAACGCAAAGAUUCGAUGAAAAUGUCUCGCAAAGAUUCCUUCAAAAUGGAACGUUCUGAGCCACCUCGGGCGAUAGAACGCAAAGAAUCAUUCAAAAUGGAACGCAAGGAGUCCUUCAAGAAGUCUCCCCAGGCCAUAGCACAAAUUGAAGAGCAAAGGGAGAUUAUCAAGAAAUCCGAAACCAGAGACUCGCUCAAGAAGCAAGACUCCCACGAGCGAUUUAUGGUGACACGCAAGAAAUCGGUGUCAACAUCGGAAGAUGAGGCCAAGAGACGAUCAAGUUCCUCCACCACCGGACCACCUGUCGUUCUAAGACGUAAGCCGUCGGCCGGUGAAGAAUAUGCCAAAACGCAUCAGUCACGUUCCACUUCGGAGGAUGACAAUGAGGUGGCCAUGGCCAAUCAUCGUCACUCGCGAUAUUUGGAAAGCUUCGAUGUGCGCAAGAAGUAUCACGAAAAUGUACAGGGUCCACCAGUGCCACGCAAACCCCGACGACAAAGCGGCGGCAGUGGUGGUGGUCAGGAAGCCAACCCACCUGAAACUAUACAAACCUCCCAGGAGCAAACCAAAGAGCAAUAUCAACGUAAACCACAACCACAGCUGCCUCAACCUCCACCACCCUCAACAGAUCCCACUCCGUUACCCUCACCUUCCCUCAGAGAAAUGGAAAACGCAACACCCACACCAACGCCAUCGGGGCAAACGAAAAGUGAGCCCCGCUCCCAGUCACAAUCUCCGGUAGACAAAGCUCGACAAACACCUCCCAAGCCCCCAAGGACUUCAACACCCACUCGUCGUUCGCAGGCAGCUUCUCCCACAAAAACCUCCUCCUCAUCUGUUCCUACUUCAUCGGUGGCGGCGGUGGGUUCCGGCACUCCCAUUAAAAAGCCAUAUUCGCACAUCGACAGACAAUCAGUUCACUCUACCGACGAGCCGGUAGAGUCUUCAGAAUCUGAACGUGAUUCGGACUUGGCUGCAGCUGAACUAAAGCGACGUCAUCUAUCGCUGAAUGUGGGCUGCAUUGAAGAUCAUGAAAGCACUGGCCUGGUGUCACAGGAAUCAUUCGACGAUGAGCUUCCCUAUAUUCCCACAAAUCUGCCAGAAGAGAAGGCCCAGCCGGUUUCGCUGAUACCCAUGAAGGAUAGAGCCAAUAUGGAAUUGAAGACCUGUCCCGUGGAGCGGCCACGUUCGACCACACCCCUCAAUCCUUCGCAUCUGGAAGAGUACUGUGGCAUAGUCAAUACGCCAGAUGCAACGCAUGAUUUUCCCGGCUCUGCUCCGGUUCGUGGGGAGAAGCUGAGAAUUAGUCUGCCACGCAAGGAUUCCAAGAAGGAUAUACAAAGUAGCAAAUCUCCGCGACGCAUAUCCAAUGCCAGCGGGAAAUCAUGGUUUGAGUUUGCCGAGGAAGGACUACGUGCCACGACUGCCCACCUGGAGCGUAGAGAUUCGAAUAAACAGCUUAUGCAACAGCAGCAGAAACCUCCGGCUGCAGCGAUGACAGUGCGAGAGCCGCCUACGAAACCCAAACAAGAGGUAACAAAACCCAAAACUCCAACCACCAAACCUAGAACUCCGACACAAAGAAAACUUUCCGGUCAUUGGAUUGACUUUGAAAAUAUUCCAGAAAAACGAAAACCUCCCAAGAAAAUAACCACCUUGCCCCGAGACAGUAGCAGUGUUAAGGCCUCCGCAGCAUCCUCCUCCUCGUCCACCCUAACGCAAUCCCGAUCGACAACGAAUGGCAAAAGUUUGGCGGGCAAUGAUGCAGCAUUCAAGACGGCACAGGCCUUCGAAGUACCCAAGUCGCAGACACCAGAUGUGGCGGCGUCCACGGCAAGUCGAUCCUCCGCCACAACAACCGAUGGGGCUGGUACACCGCAUUAUGAUUAUGUCAAACCAGAGGACUGUCAGUGUGAAUGUCAUGAGACGAAGGGUAAGGAUGCGGAUGGUUUGGCGGACACAACUGGUGGAGGAACGUGUUCAGCUUCUGGCACGGGAACAACAAACACUGCAAACGCAACGGGAAAUAAACCACAACAGGGUGUAGAUCUAUUGCAACAGGGUGACGAUAUGUUACCGUUAUUGAGUCAGGAUUCACACGAUGGCAUUGAACCGAGUGACUCAUCGCGAGAAUUUAGCUGUUAUACAGAUGAUGAAAUGGAUUUGCCCACACGUAGUUCUAGUCGUUCCAAAAGUAGUUCUUCAAAGGUGGAUGAAUUUCCCCGACGUGAUGUCCCAGCUCACAAUAUUAGACAUAAGAAAUUUCCCGAUAAGUAAAACAAAAAUGUAAAACGUUUUAAAUAUGUCAUUGAAGAAGAUCGUUACAAAGGAAGUGCUAAGUAAAAUAAAUAAGAAUGUUCCCGUUUCUAGAAUAGCAAAAACAAAAACUAUUUUUACUACAACUAUUACAACAGUCUAACAAACCCUGGGCUGUUAUUCAAAGUUCUUUAUUUCAUUUUCCUCCAAUAGAAACUGUUGCAUAUUUUUAGGAGCAUGUUGAAAAUUGCCAUAGUUUUAAUUUGUUAAAAUCUCUUUUGUAUUAAUUUAUGUGUUUGGAAUCCUUGCCACAAAAAAAAAAAAACAAACAUAGACAUGGUAACAUAACUAGACGAGUUUAUAUAGAAUCAGGGAUAUUAUUUUAUUUCCUUUUUUUCGAGUAAAUGGACUUUCCAGAACAAAAAAAAAAAUUGAAUAAUUUUUUUUAUGCCAACGGUAAUAGGAAAUAGGAACUGAGUUAUUGUUACUCUUUUGUGUCUUCAAAAAUAGAAAUGAAAGAAACAAAAACAAUACUAAACUGCCAUCAUUAUGGUACAUUGAACUACAAACAUAUUGACAUACCUACAUAGAAAACAAAAACAACUAAGAAAAAAAUUGCUAAAAACAAAACAAGAAAGAACAGCAUAACAUAAAAAAUAACAAAAACACAAACAUACAUACAUAUAUACUUAAACAACUGCAUAUGCCAUAUGAAAAAGACAUGCCAGAGAAACUAUAGCAAUACAACUAAACAAUAUACAUACAUACAUACAAACAUGCAUAUACAUAUUUACAUAUAUAACAACUAUACUAUAUACAACAUACACCUAAACAAACAUUUAAACUAAAAUAUAUCAACCAAAAGACAAAAAAAAACAAUAUUUAAUUCUCUUUAAAUAGAUGUAUUUUGAUUAAAAAACAAUCUUUUGUAUGUGUGUCUGACAUUUAUCAUCUCCCCUCCCCAUAGCAUUCUCUUGUCCCCAAAUUUCUUAAAAAUGUUUAAUUUCUUCAAAAGAUUUCAUUAAUAUUAAACAAAAAUGAAAUGCUCAUACCAGGCCUCUUUAGAUAGUGAAACAACACCCCAAGUGCAGCAGACAUUCAAAGAAAAUCACUACAACAACAGCAACCUAACUAUAUAAAUAUAGAAAAAAGAAUAAA
Messenger RNA from Musca domestica (house fly), 6863 nucleotides. Its product is annotated as serine/arginine repetitive matrix protein 2. Bases 573 to 5726 code for a protein of 1717 amino acids. The transcript is spliced from 7 exons. Lineage: Eukaryota; Metazoa; Arthropoda; Insecta; Diptera; Muscidae. The record is from RefSeq and is a predicted model, not a curated record.